This is a messenger RNA of Impatiens glandulifera, 999 nucleotides long. RefSeq lists its product as uncharacterized. The transcript has 2 exons. The record is from RefSeq and is a predicted model, not a curated record. Bases 1 to 999 code for a protein of 332 amino acids. Lineage: Eukaryota; Viridiplantae; Streptophyta; Magnoliopsida; Ericales; Balsaminaceae.
AUGAGUCCAGCUCACUGUCCGACACCUCCAAGGGAGAAUUCGGCAACAGAAGAAUCCGAUGAAAGGACGGACCCUCCUCUCACCGGGCAAUCUCCACUUAAACAACCGGAAGCCUCCGAACCGGAAGUCUCCGAACCGGCCUUCACAAAAGAAUGGGUUGAGAGCCGCUUUCAAGAGUUUGAAGACUCCGAGGUUUUCCCUUUGAAGGAGAAAUUCCAAAGAACCGUUUGCUCGGCACUCAAGUUCGCCAACACUACAAGGCAACUUUUAGAAAGAACACAGGACCGGUUCUCAGAAAUCGACAAUGAUCAACAGGAAGAAGCGGUCCUGCGUAACAAACACCUUAGGCGAACCGUGAUUUUGGAAGAUACGACUUUCGAGUUAAAAGAGAACUUUGACCGGCUUGAAAGAGAGACCGAUCAACGAUUGACGGAGGUUGCUGGGGACCUGGUCGGCACAACACUCGGACGGAUAAAUGCGGAUGCCGCGGCUGUAGAGGCUGAUGCCCGAGCGGCUAAGAAGGUCCAGGAUGAGCUGGAUGCCGAAGCAAGAAAAGAGAAGGAGCCACCGCAACGUACCGAGGAGGAAGAAGUCGAACGAAUUCGAAGGGCAGAGGCUAAGUUCCCGGGAUUUGCAAAGACGGUAGCCGCUCAAGCUGCGAAGGAUGCUAAGCGGUUAGAAAGGGAAAGACGGAGGCUGGAAGGCUUCACAGACGACAACAAAAAGAAAAAGGCGGCCUCUUCCGUUUCAGUUCCGACAAAGCGAAAGAGGGAACCUUCAAAGAAAGUUCAAAUAGCCGACCUGCUCAAUGAGGUCACUGAAACGGUCAUUGAGAGUAUACCGCAGCAGGUUACUCAAGUCGAAGAGGAGGAUGAAGAACACCUGCAGCCCCGGUCUACAAGACAACGAGUCUCUGAACCGGCCAGUCGACCGCAACCGGUGAAGAAAAAGCGGAACAAGAAGUUGAUGACCAGCUAUGACUUCUCGGACUCGGAAUAG